CCUGGCGGCGACAUUAGGUGUUCUGUGGCGACAUGAAGUGCAGAAAAACGCGGGAAGGUGAAUCAGAAAAAAGCGUGCAACGCAGCAUUUACGUGCGCUGUCAGCUUGCGAAGCGUGCGUUUAUGCGCAUGAUAUUAUCUUUGAGAACUUAACAUGUCGGGGAAAGUGCGCAGCAAGAUCAUCAAAAGCUUCCAAAUAAGAGGAUUCACGCUUCGCAGUGAGGCUAGCAAGUUCCUUCUGGAAGCCUUGACACCGCUGGAUGAAGAUCGCCAGGAUCUGUGGUUGAAACGCCUGCUAGACUUGCUUCAGGUGCAACGGAUCGACGGGCCUUUCCUCACCAAAGAUGAUAUUCUCGGCUGCAUCCGCGAAUUUGAACGGUCCGACAGCGAUGGCACCGAUGUCCGUCUUCUGGUGGCAGACGCCUUCGCCCUUGCACCGCUCACUUACUGUCAGGAGCGGCGCAAGUUUGUGCCUCGGGAAUUGGUGGGCCAUGGUGGGCCUCCACGUCUCUUCGGUGAUGCAGGGGCAAAGGCGUUUUUUUUUCGUGAGCGUUAUCAGCUGGUUCUGCAGAAGACGGCACGCCACCACUGCUUUUCGUCAAGGUCACGCCUGCCCACUGCUUCUGGCUUCGACCUGCGUCCCAUUGAGCACCUCCUGGGCACCACGGGCGAGUGCGUAGUCGUGCUCGGCAUGCUGUGCCAGCUUGAAGAGGGCAACUACUUCCUUGAGGACACAACUGGCUCUGUAAAAAUCGACAUUUCGGGCACUAAGUUCACAGCUGACCUGUUUGUGGAUAACAGCUUUGUUCUGGCUGAGGGCUGCUACGAAGACAUGGCCUUCCGUGUCGAUGCCAUGGGCCUUCCUCCCAUCGAGCCAGCUUUGGAGGCAAUGAAGUACAUGGGUGGGGCCAGCAUCUUUGACAAGUUUCCCGAGAAGUUGCGGACUCAACUGGAGCUGAGCGAUGUGCCAGACAAUGCCCUGUUUGUGCUCCUCUCUGACGUAUGGCUAGACCAGCCUCAGGUCCUGUCGCACCUGCGUGUGCUGUUCAGCGGCUUUGCGCAAGGUGCUCCCGCCUGUUUUGUGCUGGCUGGAAACUUCCUGUCACGUUCUACGGGCCUCCAGAAAGAUCGGGUGCUGCUCAGAGAAGGAUUCAAGGCCCUGGCUGAAAUGCUCCACGAGUUUCCACUACUGAUCAAGCACUCCCGGUUCAUCUUUGUCCCAGGACCUAGGGACCCAGGCCUCUCCAAUGUGCUGCCCAGGCCGGGCCUGCCCUACCAGGUGACUGAGCCUCUGCGCUCUUGUGGGGGCAACGAAGCUGAAAGCACACUUGCCGAGCGGUGCCACUGGGUAAGCAACCCCUGCAGGCUGCUCUACUGUGGCCGCCAGGUGGUGCUGUGGCGACAGGACGGCCUCGCCAAGGCCUGCCGCAAUGCCGUGCAUCGACCUUGGGACAAGACAGGCCUCGACCUUGCUCAAGCGUACACGCGGAGCCUGGCAGCCAAUGCGCACCUGAGCCCAGUGUCGCCUGGAGUGACACCUGUCUACUGGGAGUGGGACUUCGCUCUUUGGCUGCAUCCAUUGCCAGACGCAGUGGUCUGCUUCGACGCCUGCGAUGCCUUUACCGUCGAACAUGCAGGAUGUGUCUUCUUUAACCCCGGUUCAUUUCCAAAAGCGGACUAUGUGUUCAAGGUGUACUACCCUGCCUUCAAGAAGGUUGAAGACAGCCAGAUUGGGAAUGACUGACCAACCUUACGGACAAGACCCACCUGCAGAGACUGGUUCUGGUUGAGAGAGAGACCUUUUUAUUGAGAGGCAAAGAAUUUAGCCGGCGUGUGUAGAUAGCUGACUCUGAAUGGGGAAAAGGGUAGGGGACUGAAAGACAAAGAAAGAGAGUUAUUACUGAAAAAUAUUAAAAGUUAAAAUGUAAUAAAAAAAGUAUACAGACA
Messenger RNA from Rhipicephalus microplus (southern cattle tick), 1946 nucleotides. RefSeq names its product DNA polymerase epsilon subunit 2 (gene PolE2). Lineage: Eukaryota; Metazoa; Arthropoda; Arachnida; Ixodida; Ixodidae. Gene Ontology annotation, cellular component: epsilon DNA polymerase complex. Gene Ontology annotation, biological process: DNA-templated DNA replication; error-prone translesion synthesis. Gene Ontology annotation, molecular function: DNA binding. The record is from RefSeq and is a predicted model, not a curated record.